GGCACUUCAUACAUAUAUAUGUUCAUCUUUAAAAAAAAGUAAAGUUGAGACUUGAGAGGUGAUCUUAUGAAUGUUUAUCGAAUACGAAAGUUCCCUUCUUUGGCUUUGUCUUUGUCUUUCUUUACUUGGUCUCCAAGAGCAACCCAAGCUUUGUGUUCUUGCUCCAUUUAUUUACCCUUUCAGUUCAUUCUGCGAAGUCUUUGACCAGGUGUUCUUUCUCACUCUCUUUGUGAAGGGAAUUCAGUUUGGGCAGUCAAUGACUGCAAUUGAGUUGUUGUAUUUGGUGAUUUUAUAGGGGGUGAUAUAUCAGAGCUGCCUUUUUAGAGAUGAUACUCUCAGCCCUUUUAACUUCUGUUGGGAUCAAUCUUGGUCUUUGCUUUUUGUUUUUUGCACUAUACUCGAUAUUGAGGAACCAGCCAGGUAAUAUCCCCGUAUAUUCGCCUCGGUUGUUCAGUGAAAGAAAAGCUCAGGAAGAGGAUGAGUUCAACUUGGAAAGAUUGCUACCAUCACCUGGUUGGUUGAAAAGGGCAUGGCAACCAUCUGAGGAUGAAUUAUUGUCAAUUACAGGCUUGGAUGCUGUAGUGUUUAUGCGCAUUUUUAUCUUCUGUGUUAGAGUGUUUGCCUUUGCCUGUGUCGUCGGAAUCUUUGUUCUUCUGCCAGUUAAUUUUUCGGGCGACCAAUUAACCAUUGAUUUCUCUAAUUUGCCGAACAAAACUCUGGAGUCAUUCAGUAUUUCAAAUGUGAAUGAUGGUUCAAACAGGUUAUGGAUUCACUUUUGUGCUGCCUAUGUUUUCACCGUGUUUGUAUGCUGUCUUCUGUAUUACGAGUACAACUAUAUUUCGUUGAAAAGAAUUGACCAUUUCUAUUCUUCUAAACCUCGGUCAGAUCAGUUUACGAUAUUAGUUAGCGGUAUUCCUGCCUCAGCUGGAAGCAGCUUCAGUCAAGCUGUUGACAACUUUUUCACGGAGUAUCAUCCUUCAACUUAUCUUUCACAUACAGUGGUUCGCCGAACAAGCAAGAUUCAAAGUCUUGUGAAUGAUGCAGAGAAGCUAUAUAGAACACUUGGUCGUUUAAAAUCGACAAACUCUCGGCAAAGGCAUAAGCGUGAAGGAUUUUUGGGACUAUUUGGUCGAAAAGUUGAUCUUGUAGAUCACUAUGAGAGGAAGUUGGAAGAUAUAGAAGAUAAUGUGAGACUCGAGCAAUCAUCAUUGGGAGGAGAGGAAAUACCCGCUGCUUUUGUGUCAUUUAAGUCGAGAUUUGGUGCUGCAAUAGCUUUGCACAUCCGACAAGGGAUUAAUCCUACGGAAUGGGUUACUGAACGAGCUCCCGAGCCUAAAGAUAUUUACUGGCCUUUCUUUUCUGCAUCGUUUGUGAAAAGAUGGAUGUUUAAGAUUGUGGUUGUUGUUGCAUAUAUUGCUGUUACAAUUUUAUUUCUUAUUCCAGUUGUAGUCGUGCAAGGUCUCACUCAUCUCGAGCAGCUAGAGACCUGGCUCCCCUUUCUAAAAGGAGUACUAAGCCUGACUUUCGUCAGUAAUUUGAUUACGGGAUAUCUACCAAGUCUCAUUCUUCAAUUGUUCCUAUCGAUUGUACCACCAAUUAUGAUACUCUUUUCUUCCAUGCAAGGAUCUAUUUCCCACAGUCAGAUAGAGAAAAAUGCGUGUACCAAGCUAUUAUGGUUCACCGUGUGGAACAUUUUCUUCGCUAACGUACUAUCAGGUUCUGCUCUCUCUAUGGUCAAUAUCUUCCUUGAGCCAAAGAAAAUCCCCGGACUGCUAGGCGAAGUUGUUCCUGCACAGGCAUCAUUCUUCAUUGCCUAUGUUGUGACAUCUGGAUGGACCAGUACAACUUCCGAACUUCUUCGUCUGUUUCCCCUUCUUUACAGUUUCGUGCAAAGACUAUUUAUGGGGAAAGAUGAUGACAAAGAUGAUUUUGAAAUUCCUUCAAUCCCUUACCACAGUGAAAUUCCCAGGAUUCUCUUCUUCAAACUUCUUGGUGUUACUUAUUUCUUCCUUGCCCCACUAAUUUUGCCAUUUCUCUUGGUUUAUUGUUGCCUGGGAUACAUUAUCUACCGCAACCAGUUCUUGAAUGUAUAUGCACCCAAAUUCGAAACUGGUGGAAAGUUUUGGCCAAUUGUGCACAAUUCAACAAUAUUUUCCUUAGUGCUAAUGCAUGUUAUUGCGAUCGGAAUAUUUGGGCUUAAGAAGCUUCCUCUAGCAUCCAGUUUAACUAUCCCUCUUCCGAUUCUUACGCUUGUAUUCAACGCAUACUGCCGGAAGAGGUUCCUGCCCAUCUUCAAAGCUUACCCAACUGAGUGUUUGAUAAAGAAAGAUAGAAAAGACCAGGAUGAUCCAACCAUGACAGAAUUUCUCGAAAAAUUAGCAACUGCAUAUCAGGAUCCAGCUAUGACGGCAGCCCGAUAUUCCAGAAAUGACAAUGGGCGCAGCUCUCCCCUUCUUCUCGGUGUUGAAGUUUGAAUUGGGUAAAGUUCUUUUUCCUGAUUCGUGUAUACCAACUGGUUAAUAGUUUGUAAUGCUAAUGAAACGAAAUUCUCAUUGUUGUGUCCAUGUUGUAAGAUAGCUGCUCCCCCUGUUGUUGAAUUAAAUCAUGAGAAUUCUCAUUUCAUUUCACGUUAGUAGGAGCAUGAGAUAUUUUUUAAUGGAAUUACUUGUUUUUUUCCAUUCA
Gossypium raimondii (Peruvian cotton) is the source of this 2682-nucleotide messenger RNA. RefSeq names its product CSC1-like protein HYP1. The coding region runs from base 327 to 2474 and encodes 715 amino acids. Gene Ontology annotation, molecular function: calcium-activated cation channel activity. The record is from RefSeq and is a predicted model, not a curated record. Gene Ontology annotation, cellular component: plasma membrane. The transcript is spliced from 11 exons. NCBI's taxonomy places the organism in Eukaryota, Viridiplantae, Streptophyta, Magnoliopsida, Malvales, Malvaceae.